This is a messenger RNA of Acaulospora morrowiae, 1066 nucleotides long. NCBI's taxonomy places the organism in Eukaryota, Fungi, Glomeromycota, Glomeromycetes, Diversisporales, Acaulosporaceae. The record is from the annotation of a GenBank genome assembly.
AUGGAUCAUCUAAUGUUAUUAAAACUGCUUAUAUAAAAAAACUUAACAAAAAUAUUGUUUUGAAGCGUAAAAAAGAUGACGAGUCCAAUAAAAAAUUUUUCAGAGAGGCGCAAAACUUGCAUAAAAUUAUGGCAAAUGAAAAUGUUGUUAAAUUAAUGGGUAUUAGUAGAGAUCCUUCUGAUGGAUUUUAUUACACCGUACUUGAAUACGUAUACGGACAAGAUCUUCGUAGCUAUUUACAAAAAAAUUUUCACGAACUCAGUUGGUCUACUAAAAUAGAAAUGGGAAAAGGCAUCGCAGAAGGCUUAAAUUAUGUCCACUAUUCGAAUGUUAUACACUGUAAUUUGAAUCCAAAAAAUAUAUUGAUCAAUGGCAACAGACCAGUAAUUACAGGAUUUAGUUCGUCUAUGUUGCUAGACAAAUCUAAUGACAAGGCCUCCAUCGAUUCUCACGAAAAUUCUUAUGAUGGUUUUGUCAACCUUGCUUAUUUUGAUCCGACUUACCUUAAGCCGGAAACUUCGGGUUGUCAAAAAGAUAAAUGUUUUGACAUUUAUAGUCUUGUCAAACAUGUUUCGAUUUCUGUUCAUUACAAUGGUUUGAAAUUUAAGGGAAGCUUUUCCCCAAAAGCGUGCUUAUCAGAAGUACGAAGGUUAUUGAGUGAAAGAAUUUUGAUAAAUGAAGAUGAUAUUAGAUUGGACGAGAUUAUUCAUGAAAAUUCAAUACGAAUUGUUAGUCUAAGCACACCAGAUUGGUCAAGUUUUGUUAAAACUUGCGAAUACGGGUUCCAAAUAACCAAAGAAGGUCAUAAGAAAGCAAGUAAAAAGGCAAUAGUCAUCGGAGACUACGAAAAAGAAAGUUUAAAUACGAGAGAGGAAACCAUUCGUCAUAUAAGUCAUUUAGAGCACUUAUGUGAACUGAACUUGGCGUCAAAUUCCAGCGACAUAAUUUUACCAUGGUUAUCCAUCUGCCUCAAACUAACCAAAAAAAAUUUAGAAGAAUUAUCAGAAAUUUCAUCAAAUACCUACAAUAUAUCGGAACACCCUAUGACAUGCAUAAAGAUGUCUAA